Molecule: messenger RNA, 3062 nt
Organism: Marasmius oreades (fairy-ring Marasmius)
Lineage: Eukaryota; Fungi; Basidiomycota; Agaricomycetes; Agaricales; Marasmiaceae
Exons: 5
Coding region: 1151-2734 (527 amino acids)
Source: RefSeq, a predicted model, not a curated record
CGAAAAGCAUACCUGUGUACAGAUGUCUCGACCGGCCUCGAGGAGGCGGCUCGGCAAAUCUCAAUCAUUACAAGGCUAUUAUCAAGAAUUUACUUCCCUCCUGGACCCCGUAGACGGUAUGCUGACUGCCUUGGCAACUUGAACGGUGAGCUUCCGGUUGAUCGUGAUAGCAACAGAGCUAAGAAAUCACUAGUAGAAACUCAUCCUCUAGUUUCUGGCCUCGAAAAGUUGCAAAGUCGAGUUGAUUUGACUUGGAAUCACGAUCUUCAAGUUCUGUUGCUUUCCCAUUCCGGGUACAUCGGUAAUUUUACUAAGGGGAAAAAAAACCAACGAACAACUGACUCUGCUGUGCCUGCCACAAUUUUAGGAGGACAUGGGCCAUCAUUCAUUUCCACCGCUCAAAUGGAGUGAGCGGGACAAUCUUAUGGCAUUAUGGUUAUAUCUAUCAUCUAUCAUGAUGUGCUUGCCGCUGAGAAAGUUCUGAUAUCUUCGCUUGAACUUCAUUCUCUUCAGCAUCGUCAGCUGGCUUCAUACCACUGAAAUCAAGCAAAUUUCGUGCGAUAUCCUUUGCUUCGUGUCUCAACACUUUGAGGGUAUGUAGUAUGGAACUCCGGGAUCGAUCGGAAUCGAUAAACUGCUGUUAACCCUCUCCCGUCGGAAUCAUUUUACACGACGCCCUCCAUCUACGAAGUCUGCUUUACGUAGUGAAAAGAGCCGAAUGACCUUUUGCAAUAUUCGGUUGACUUCCCGCAUUGUUUAGAAAAAUCGUUCAAACACGCAACCGAGUUUUUCUUCUAGGUAUCUUCCAUCAACAACAUACCCUCUCCUCACAAAAAAUUUGACGUCUUGGCGGAGCCACAUUGGAGCUCGCACUAGACAUUCGUCAUGGUGAUUUCCAGAUGGUGGACACUAUCCAGCAAUUCGAAUUUCGUUUCUUUGGUGCAAGGAAUGGCUGUGAAACACGUAUACAUCACUACCGUGAUGUGUGAUUCAAUUCACCUACAACGAUUCAAUUAAACCCAGGAGGCUCAAUUCCUUCAACCACGGCGGCGGGGUCAAUCAAUUGAUUUCAACAGCUGGGAAUUCCAGCACAUCCUCGGGCUGUAUAAAGCCAGGCAGUUUGAGACUUAGAACCUCCCCCCCCUACGCCAUGUUGAGAUAUGUUGGUUAUUCCCGAGCGAUCGACGCUCCCGAGAUUUCGGGACAAGAAUUUGUAAAGUCCGUGCGGCUUCCACAAGAGAUUAUUGACAUGAUCGCAAACGAAGUCGACCUUCCUUCCGCCUACCAGUGUGCACUGGUCGCUAGCUGCUUCGUUCACCCAGUUCGUCGUCGUAUAUUCCAUUCCAUAAGGCUCAGCGAGUCAGAGUGUCACCAUGUCGUCUCAGGUGGCAUUAGCGGUUGUCUAGCCGAUUUCUUAGGACUUCCAAGGAAGGCUGACAUACGUCCAGCCCCGAGUAGAUCUUUACGGCUGGUCGAGAUAUUGGAUUCUGCACCGGAGUUAGGAGCGCUUGUGAAGGAGCUCACUAUCGAGGGAAACUCUUCCAAGGACGCCCUAUGUCCAAUUUCAUCCUGGUACUGCCACCGUCAAGCCCCCCUUCCAACCAUCCUUUCCCGCCUUCCCAACCUGGAGCAACUUUCCCUCCUGUUUCCAUCCACCCGCCCUCUGUUCUUCCGCUGUUUACCUAUCGACUCGGCGGUAGCAAUUGUCCAAGCCGCUCAAUCGCCUAAUCUACGGAGGAUUGUGCUAGAGAAUGUUCUUUUCGAUAACAAGACAGUCCAGCUGGGCGAUCUUUUCGAGUUCAUAUCUGUUUGCGCCAGUGGUGGAUGCCUAUCAGAAAUAUCCAUAUCUGACCACUUCACCAGUGGUACAACUCGCCAUCUGCUGGGGCCCAGUCUUGGGGCUCCUUUUCCUUUCACCGACGUCGAUGCGGGAGGGUUUGAUUGGUGUCUAAAAGAUCUAAUCAAUGCCACUGAUAUCAAGCCCGCCCAUAAUACUACAAUAUCGUUGUCUUCGCUUUCAAUCUACGGAACAGACUAUCUUACGAGAACAGUUCUUGAUUGGGCGGUCGGGGUAGACUCGCCCGUUUCACUCGAUUCACUUCAAUCCCUAGCUCUGGGUGGGGUCAGCCGCAGUUCCGUUCUAUAUGCCUCACAAGUGAUUCAAAGUUGCAGUAAGACACUUGAACGCCUUGCUUUUUCCCAGGAAGCCAGCUACUUCUCGCCAUGCCCCUCCAUGUCCCCUCCCUUGACUUCGGAAUUACUCCAUGUCAAAGACCUUCGUUUCGUUGACAACUGCUGGGACGAACGUCUGUCGUCGCCGACUUUGUAUCAGUGGUGCGCGAUCCUCGAAAGUUCAGCUCCCCAACAUCUGACGACAUUCACGGCCGAUAUUCACUGGCACCUCGACUCUAUCGAACGUGGAGAUAGAUUUCGGUCUGUCUCAUGGCACAGGCUGGAGUCAGCACUCUCUAGAGUUUCACCUCGGGCCAAACUGUGUGUCAAUGUUGCUAUAACUGUAUCUGAUUCCGAUGCACAGUCGAUAACACGGUGGAAGAAAGUGUUGGGACCUGAUUCUGGCACGCUCCUUGCCGAAUGUUUUCCGAAAUCACAUCGAAAAGGUGAUGGGUUCGCGUUCGCCGUGACCGUCAGUGUUGCUAGUACACCUUCCAGGUUACGACGACCUGCCUUCGGCUACGAAUAUACCCCGGCUCAAGGAUGGGCUCAACUACAAUGAUAACCACAACCCGUUCUCUUAUUUGAUUUUCUUAAACAAUGCAGUCACAACCGCACGGAGAUUCGGAGGUGUAUUUUGGACAAAAUAAUGUCAUGCGUGUUCGGUUAUACGGAGACCUUAUCGAAGCCUUGGCAUCUAGUCGUAUGACCUCAUCAAGUGAGUUUGAAGAAUAGAUGGUGUCUCUUUCUCAUCUUCAUUCCACAUGUAAGUAGUAAUAGAAGGUUUUGCUUAGAAUUGAACUUGAUCCAUUCUUAGCAACAUACAUCAUGAUCCCGCAAGCGCCUUACAUUGUGAACAUGCUAAAAUAUCUACAGCUCAUGGCAACCCG